AUGGCUGGUGAGGAAGAGAACAGCGAGUUCUACCUGAGGUACUACGUGGGGCACAAGGGCAAGUUCGGGCACGAGUUCUUGGAGUUCGAGUUUCGACCCGACGGGAAGCUCCGCUACGCCAACAACUCCAACUACAAGAACGACACCAUCAUCCGCAAGGAGGUCUAUGUCACGCCUGCUGUUGUCAGAGAGUGUCGUCGUAUCAUUUCAGAGAGCGAGAUCUUGAAGGAAGAUGAUGUCAACUGGCCAGAACCUGACCGUGUUGGGCGGCAGGAGCUUGAAAUUGUAAUGGGGAAUGAGCAUAUCUCCUUUACUACUUCAAAGAUUGGAUCCCUUGUUGAUGUCCAGAGCAGUAAAGAUCCUGAAGGUCUUCGCAUCUUUUAUUAUCUUGUUCAGGAUCUGAAGUGCUUUGUGUUCUCACUCAUCUCUCUCCACUUCAAGAUCAAGCCUAUAUAA
Molecule: messenger RNA, 456 nt
Organism: Prunus armeniaca (apricot)
Lineage: Eukaryota; Viridiplantae; Streptophyta; Magnoliopsida; Rosales; Rosaceae
Source: the annotation of a GenBank genome assembly